CUCCUAAUUCCUCUCCAUGGUAGAAUAACAGAUCUGCCAGACAUGACGACAGUGCUAACUGUUUGCUUCUUCUUUCUGUGUUUCUGUGCCAUUUCAACAGCCUUAACUCGCGAGUAUUACUUUGGGAUUCGGGAAAUCGAAUGGAAUUAUGCUCCAAGCGGCAAAAACAUCAUUGCUGGCACAAAGAUUGACAAGGAUGAGCAUGCGUCUGUGUUCCUGAAACGUGGCUCGACCAGGAUCGGAAGCGUAUACAAGAAAGCUGUGUACCUAGAGUAUACCGACAGCAAUUACACCAGCGAGGUUAAGAAGCCUGAAUGGCUGGGAUUUCUGGGACCAAUUAUAAAGGCAGAGCAAGGUGACACCAUCAUCAUUCACCUGAAGAAUUUUGCUCUCCAACCUUAUUCGAUUCAUCCUCAUGGUCUCACCUACACAAAAGGCAAUGAAGGCGCGUUUUACCCUGACAACUCCACAAAUUUGGAGAAACGGGAUGAUAUUGUAAAUCCAGGAAGUAAUUAUUCCUACCACUGGGACUUAACGGAAGAUCAAAGCCCAGCAGAAGACGACAAUGAUUGUUUAUCAAGGAUCUAUCACUCACAUAUCGAUGCUCCCAGGGAUAUUUCAAGUGGACUUAUUGGCCCAUUGAUCAUUUGUAAAAAAGGUGUUUUAACUGGAAAGAAGAAAAAGGCUAAUGAAGAGUUUGCCUUACUGUUCUCAGUAGUGGAUGAAAACUACAGCUGGUAUCUGGAUGAAAAUAUCAAGAAGUAUUGCACCACCCCAAACAAAGUGGAUAAAGAUAAUGAAGAUUUUAUUGAAAGUAACAAAAUGCACUCCAUUAAUGGAUAUGUCUACGGGAACCUCCCUCACCUAUCCAUGUUCACCGGGGACAAAGUGGUCUGGUAUCUUUUCGGGAUGGGGAACGAGGUGGAUAUACACUCAGCUUAUUUUCAUGGGCAGAUGCUGAUUAAUGCUAAUCACCACACUGACACCGUCAGUCUAUUCCCUGCCACAUUCAUUACUGCUGUAAUGGUGCCCAAUAACCCAGGAAAAUGGCUUCUCAGCUGUCAAGUCAAUGACCACAUAGAAGCUGGAAUGCAGGCCUUGUUUGAAGUCGUAGACUAUGAGAAGAAAGCCAAAAAGACCACAAGUAAAGGAAGGGAAAGAAAAUAUUACAUUGCUGCAGAAGAAAUAAUAUGGGACUAUGGACCAUCAGGCGUGGACCAAUUCACAGCGAAGCCUCUGGGCAAUCCACAUGGAGAUGCUGUGGUAUUCUUUGAAAGAGGUGAAAAAAGAAUUGGAGGAAAAUACAUUAAGGCUGUUUACAGAGAAUACACAGACGACACUUUUAAAAAGCUCAAGCCCAGAACACCAGAUGAACAACAUCUUGGAAUACUUGGACCUGUCAUUAAGGCAGAGGUUGGAGAUAGCAUCAAGGUGACCUUUUGGAAUAAUGCUAGCCAAACUUACAGCAUACAACCUCACGGAGUAUUAUACGAGAAAGAUGUUGAGGGAGCCAAUUAUCAAACCAACACAACAGAAUUUGUGGGACAACCUGCUCGAUCCCCCCAUGUUUUGCCUGGUCAGACAUUCAUUUAUCAGUGGAAGGUCCCCAGCGAUUUUGGACCUGGCACGGAUGACGCUGACUGCCAGACAAGGCUCUAUUACUCGGCAGUGAACCCCAUCAAGGACAGCAGCUCAGGGCUGGUCGGACCCCUCAUUGUGUGCAAAAAGAACAUGCUCGACUCACAGGGCAAACAGAAAAAUGUGGACAAGGAAUUCUACCUGAUGGCGACAGUAUUUGACGAGAAUCUAAGCUGGUAUUUAGAGAAUAAUAUCAAUAGAUUUACAACUAAGCCUAAAGCUGUUGAUAAAGAGGAUGAAGACUUUCAAGAAUCAAACAAAAUGCAUUCAAUCAACGGAUACAUGUACGGCAAUCAACCAGGCCUGGUGAUGUGCAAGUCGAAUAGAGUAUCCUGGCAUUUGAUUGGCCUGGGGUCAGAAGUUGAUAUCCAUGGGAUUUACUUCCAGGGCAACACCUUCACCAGCCAGGGAAUGCGUAGAGACACAAUGAAUCUGUUCCCACACAUUUCAACCACGGUCAUCAUGCAGCCAGAUAGCCCAGGCACGUUUGAAAUUUCCUGCAAGACCACAGACCAUUAUGCUGGAGGAAUGAAACAGUUUUACACGGUGAAUAAAUGUUCUUUGUUCAGCUUUCCUGAAAUCUAUUCCCAUGAAAGGAAGUACUACAUUGCAGCGGUUGAGAUUGAAUGGGAUUAUUCACCUUCAAGGAAGUGGGAACUGGAGAGACACAUGCUUCAUAAUGAAAGUCCUGGUGAGCCUUAUGUAGUUCGAGGAAACGUGACCAUCGGUUCUAAGUAUAAAAAAGUAGUUUAUCGGGAAUAUACUGAUAAGACAUUUACUAAACAAAAGGAGAGAACUGCAGAGGAGGCACACCUGGGAAUUCAAGGCCCACUUCUUCAUGGAAGAGUCAAUGAUAAGAUCAAAAUUGUAUUCAAGAACCUCGCUUCAAGGCCCUACUCUAUUCAUUCACAGGGAGUGAAGACAGAAGGCCCUGUGGUUAAAUAUACUCUUCCAGGUGAGACAGAAACGUAUACUUGGAAGAUUCCUGAUCGAUCUGGUCCAGAGGAAAAGGAAUCUCGGUGUAUUACAUGGGCAUAUUACUCAACCGUAGAUCCAAUUAAGGAUCUGUACAGCGGCCUGAUCGGGACUCUGGUGACCUGUCGCAAGAGCUUCUUUGAAACGAUUGGUUUGAAGAAAGCAGAGUUCAGGGAAUUUGCUCUUCUCUUCUUAGUUUUUGAUGAGAAUGAGUCAUGGUAUUUGGAUGAAAAUAUUAAAAAUUAUUGCUCCACACCGAAACAAGUUGACAAAGCAAAUGAGGAUUUUAUCGAGAGCAACAAAAAACAUGCUAUUAACGGGAGGCUCUUUGGAAACUUGAAUGGACUGGAUAUGUAUGUGGGUGAAAGGGUGUUUUGGUAUCUCACUGGGAUGGGCAAUGAAGUGGACAUGCAUACAGCUCAUUUCCAUGGCCACAGCUUUGAGUACAAGGUGAAUGGAGUCCACCACGGAGAUGUUUAUGAUCUCUUCCCAGGAACUUUCCAAACUGUGGAAAUGUUUCCGCAACAUCCUGGUACUUGGCUUCUUCACUGUCACGUAACAGAUCACAUCCAUGGUGGUAUGGAAAUGACAUAUACAGUCCACAAUAAACCAGAAAAAGAGAGCACCUUUUCAAAGUUCAAGAAGUUUUUUGGUGGAGGUUCUGCCUAAUUGUGACCAGCUGAAAAUUGCACAGAUAUCUUUCACAACUAAUUCCUGCCUGUGACACCUUCAACUGCAGCAGAACCUCAUGUGAAGGUUUGUUUAAUUGGAAAUGCUAUGGAGAUCAUCAUGUGGACUGACGUGACCCUUUUGCCACCAAGUGCCUAAUAAAAUGUUAAGCCCA
Molecule: messenger RNA, 3457 nt
Organism: Pristis pectinata (smalltooth sawfish)
Lineage: Eukaryota; Metazoa; Chordata; Chondrichthyes; Rhinopristiformes; Pristidae
Gene: cp
Product: ceruloplasmin
Exons: 19
Coding region: 43-3282 (1079 amino acids)
Biological process (GO): iron ion transport
Cellular component (GO): plasma membrane
Molecular function (GO): copper ion binding; oxidoreductase activity
Source: RefSeq, a predicted model, not a curated record